AGCAGCCAUUGAGAAUGGAUACGCUGCUCAGAAGCUCCAAGCUGUUAAAGCAUUGGCCGACUAUUUUGGCAACUUUACUAAUUGCCUUUGCCUUAAAGUACAUUCAUAGGCAUAGUAAAAGACGUCUGGACGGCGAGGAGGAUGUGGCAGUUGAUUUCGACAAUGCAGCUAUAGACUUACAGCCCGCCUUGGAAGAAAAACCCCAUGUGAGCUACGUGCCGGGACAUAAUCUUAAUCCAGAUGGCGCUAGGCGAUUCUAUGAGCUUGUUAAUGGACGACGCAGUGUGCGUGCUUUUAAUGCCAGCAGCAAGCCACCCAUGCACGUACUGGAAGAUUGCAUACGUGCCGCAGGCACAGCACCUAGUGGCGCACAUACAGAGCCCUGGACAUUUUGCGUGGUUCAAGACUUGAUCAUCAAGCAACAAGUGCGUGAAAUUGUGGAGUAUGAGGAACAUAUUAACUACAGCAGCCGCAUGCAUGCCCAAUGGAUUACGGAUCUACGACCACUACAAACCAAACCCGUGAAACAGUAUCUAAGCGAUGCGCCAUAUCUUAUACUAAUCUUCAAGCAAACCUACGGGCGCACUGCUGAUGGACGCAAGAAACUGCAUUACUAUAAUGAAAUAUCAACUUCCAUUGCAACUGGCGUUUUGCUGUGUGCUCUACAGGCAGCAGGGAUAAGCUCUUUGGUAACCACACCACUCAAUUGUGGCCCUGCGCUGCGUCGUUUACUCAAACGCCCGGCAAAUGAGAAAUUGUUAAUCUUACUUGCUGUUGGCUAUGCAUCAAAAGAUUGUCUAGUGCCGGAUCUGCAACGCAAGGGAUUAUCCGAUAUUAUGGUUAGAUAUUAAAAAAUUAUAUUGUGAGAAUAAAUAGCGAAAUAAAUCAAGAAACAUA
Messenger RNA from Drosophila busckii, 897 nucleotides. It is a transcript of the gene Iyd, whose product is annotated as iodotyrosine deiodinase 1. Bases 15 to 851 code for a protein of 278 amino acids. Lineage: Eukaryota; Metazoa; Arthropoda; Insecta; Diptera; Drosophilidae. The transcript is spliced from 3 exons. The record is from RefSeq and is a predicted model, not a curated record. Gene Ontology annotation, molecular function: oxidoreductase activity.